Scaptodrosophila lebanonensis is the source of this 2455-nucleotide messenger RNA. Its product is annotated as F-box/LRR-repeat protein 20. Lineage: Eukaryota; Metazoa; Arthropoda; Insecta; Diptera; Drosophilidae. Gene Ontology annotation, biological process: SCF-dependent proteasomal ubiquitin-dependent protein catabolic process. The coding region runs from base 668 to 1978 and encodes 436 amino acids. The transcript has 9 exons. Gene Ontology annotation, molecular function: protein binding. The record is from RefSeq and is a predicted model, not a curated record. Gene Ontology annotation, cellular component: SCF ubiquitin ligase complex.
GGGCGCGUUGCAAAGUUGAGUUAUGCGUUAUUAAUGGUUAACAAAGCUCGGUUGCGUCCUGUACGCGAGAAGAUAUCAACACUAAAGCUAAAAUUUUGCCGUUUUUCACUCUAUGGUUUUAUGUUGCUCGGUAUGUUUGUGUGUGUAAAAAAGUGUUUGUAAAAGAAGCGAAACGAAAAAAAUGCACGACAGGGAAAAACUCUUUUACGCAUUAGCGAUUGGCCCUAUUACAGUUGCAACUCUUUAGAAUGACUUUAGAGUCGGCUGCGGGCUUAGCUGUAUUUGUGUUUGUGCCUGCCAUAGCAAUUUAUUUGUAACGUACGCGCACGCAGCAGCAACUACGCAAAAGAACAAAGAACGGCAGUGCAGCGACCAGUCGAAGCAGCAACAGCAACAACUACCAAUUGGUACAACAACAACGCCAUCGAGAGUCAUAAUUUCCUGGUCACACACACACACACACACAUACGAACAAACGCACACAAGAUUUGGCGUUCAAUCUGUGGAUAUAGAUGUGCAUAAGUGUGGGUAGGAUCGAAAGGGGAAGUGAAAGCGUACCGGCGGUCGUCCGGUCAACAAAGAACAUCCAAAUCGUCGGAAUCAGCAAUCUACAAUUCUGGGUGCCACAAGAACAGCCUAUUGCUGCAGAUUAGCGUGUGCGCGUAAAAUGACCAAUUCAGGACGCAGUCAUCGAUUCGAUCAAACAUUCCUGAGCGCCACAGAACUCGACGAUGAGCUAAUCAAGCAACUGCCAAAGGAGGUUCUCCUGCGUGUCUUCUCCUAUUUGGAUGUCGUAUCCCUAUGCCGCUGCGCACAGGUGUGCAAAUAUUGGAAUGUGCUCGCCUUGGACGGUUCCAGUUGGCAGAAAAUCAAUUUAUUCGAUUUUCAACGUGAUAUCGAGGGUCCUGUGAUUGAAAAUAUAUCACAAAGAUGCGGCGGCUUCUUGAAAUCAUUGUCGCUGCGUGGUUGUCAAUCGGUGGGGGAUCAGUCCAUAAGAACUCUAGCGAAUCACUGCCACAAUAUCGAACACUUGGAUCUAUCGGAGUGUAAGAAAAUCACAGAUAUAUCAACACAAUCUAUAAGCAGAUAUUGCGUUAAACUGACGGCCAUCAAUCUGGACUCAUGUUCCAAUAUAACAGAUAAUAGCUUGAAGUAUUUAUCGGAUGGGUGUCCGAACCUGCUGGAAAUCAAUGUGUCCUGGUGCCACCUGGUCUCUGAGAAUGGUAUCGAGGCCUUGGCGCGCGGUUGUGUCAAACUACGAAAAUUCUGCAGUAAAGGUUGUAAACAGAUAAACGACAAUGCCAUAUCGUGCCUGGCCAAAUACUGUCCCGAACUAAUGGUGCUAAACUUACACAGCUGUGAGACUAUAAGCGAUGCCUCAAUACGCCAAAUAGCCGCCAACUGUCCAAAACUACAAAAACUUUGCGUAUCCAAAUGCGCCGACCUAACUGAUCUCUCGCUCAUGGCGCUCUCCCAGCACAACCACCAGCUGAACACGCUCGAGGUAUCUGGAUGUCGCAACUUCACCGACAUUGGCUUUCAGGCGCUGGGCCGCAAUUGCAAAUACUUGGAGCGCAUGGACUUGGAGGAGUGCAGUCAAAUUACAGACUUGACGCUGGCGCACCUGGCCACCGGCUGUCCCAGUCUUGAGAAAUUGACUCUAUCCCACUGUGAACUGAUAACGGACGAUGGCAUACGCCAGUUGACCGCCGGAAGCUGUGCAGCGGAGAGCCUAUCCGUCCUCGAGCUGGACAAUUGCCCCUUGAUAACGGAUCGGACGCUGGAGCAUUUAGUGUCGUGUCACAAUCUGCAGCGCAUCGAGUUGUUCGACUGCCAGUUAAUAUCACGCGGUGCGAUACGCAAACUAAAGAAUCAUUUACCUAAUAUUAAGGUGCACGCCUACUUCGCGCCCGUUACACCGCCCGCUGUGACCACAGGACACCGACCACGCUAUUGUCGCUGUUGUGAGAUUCUCUGAGAUACGGCGAUUGGCUUUGCCAGAAAGAUAAUGCGCAAAACCGCCACGGACUGAUGUUGGGAUGUGUUUAUCGUUAUGUUUAUUAUCGGAACGUCGCUGACGCUGUCGUUGGUGUAUAUGCUCGGCCUCUACCUUGGCAUCUGGUAAAUAAUAACUGGAACGAGCCGAAGGGCCUAAGAGACAGACAGCACACGAGUCAAUGGGAUGAGCAUCAACACUCAACACACAGAAAACACAACACAACAAAACAAAAACACACACAAACAGACACAGAUACACUCACACAUUUACCUAAAUCCAAGAUUCUAAUGUCUAAAUGCAAUGAAACGAAACGAAACAAAUGGAAGUAACGAAAUUUUAAUCUAACAUAGCUCUAGUUUAAGGUCGUGAGUUUUGAAAACUUGCAUCAACAUAACAUUGUGAUUAUUUCUUUUUAAUUAUUAAUUUAAAUAGACAUUUUAAUUUUAUAUAAAUGCA